UUUUUUUUUUUUUUUUUUACAAAUGCAAAGCAACAAUCUUCAAGUUUUGUACAUGACGGGUACAAGAUUGGGCAUAGCCAGAGAAUCUAGCCCACACCCCACAGUUUGCCGACAAUUGGAAACUCGCUCAACCAACGCGAUUGGUCUGCCAGUCUGACGUCAUUCUCCCGCGCUUUGCUGGGAUUGGCAAAUUGGCGCGGGACAUUCAGUCAAAGAGGAAGGAAGCAACAUUGUUGGAGCCUUACUGUUUGCAUCAAUUUUAGUGGUGUGACCAUGCAGUUUUCCAGGAAAAAAAAGCUCUUAAGCAAUCCGCAAAAUGAGCUGUACGGUCACUGUCUCCAGUUCUACAGUCAACCUCCAACUGAAAAUAUGUCGCUUUCCGAGUUUGAGACCUUUGCAGUGGAGAGAUUAAAACUGCUAAAGACAGUGGAAAACCUUGGUGUGAGCUAUGUGAAGACUUCAGAUCCAUACCAUAAGAAGCUGUAUGCUGAGCUCACCAAUUUGAACUUCCCUCAUAAAACAGAGGCUGAUGACCGUAAAGAUCAAACUGGACUGACAGAGUUUGAGAAGCGGAGAAAGGACCACAUCUCCCAUUUCAUUCUUCGUCUUGCCUACUGUCAAACAGAGGACCUCCGGCGCUGGUUCAUCCAGCAGGAAAUGGAUCUGUUUCGGUACCGCUUCAGUGACCUGCCUGCCAGGUACAAGACAGAGUUUCUGCACCGUAACAAUCUGCAGUAUGACACGCUCAGUGUGGAGGAAAAGAGAAAGCUGGCAGUGAAACUCAUUAACUCCAGCUAUGGAGUCAGUGGAGCCACGGUCGAAGAGCAGGACUUCUAUAAGGUGCCUUUCCAAGAUGCACUAGAUCUGGUACGGACCAGGAAGGUGUUCCUGCAAGGGGGCUACGCCUACAUCCCCCACCAGGACAUCAUAUCCAUAGUCCUCAAUGACUUCCGCACAAGGCUCUCCAAAGCGCUCGCGCUGACGGCAAGAUCCCUGCCAGCGGUACAGUCUGACGAGCGACUCCAGCCUCUCCUCAGCCACCUCAGUCAUGCCUACGUGGGUCAGGAUUACAGUAUUCAGAAGAACAUUGGGAAAAUAUCUUUGGAACAGAUUGAUCCACUCUCCGCCAAGUCCUUCCCCCUGUGCAUGAGACAGCUCCACAAGUCGCUGAGGGACAACCACCACCUGCGCCACGGCGGGCGCAUGCAGUACGGCCUCUUCCUCAAGGGCGUCGGGCUCACGCUAGACCAGGCCCUGCAGUUCUGGAGGUCCGAAUUUGUCAAAGGCAAAGUGGAUGCAGACAAGUUUGACAAACAGUAUGCCUACAACGUGCGCCACAUGUUCGGGAAGGAAGGCAAGCGCACAGACUACACUCCCUACAGCUGCAUGAAGGUGAUUUUGUCAAACGCACCCAGCCAAGGCGACUACCACGGGUGUCCAUUCCGGCACAGUGACCCAGAGCUGCUGAAACAGAAGCUGCAGUCCUAUAAGCUGUCCCCCAGCGGGAUCUCUCAGAUCUUGGACUUAGUCAAGGGAAUGCACUAUCAGCUGGCCUGCCAGAAGUACUUCGAGUUUACACAUGGGAUCGAGGACUCUGGCUUCUCACUCAACCACCCCAACCAAUACUUCAUUGAGAGCCAGAAGCUGCUUGGAGGAGGAGGAGGAGGAGGAGGAGGAAGUAAGGAGGUAAAGAGUGAACCGGAGAUGCCCCAGAAAGGCCAGAACAUGGCUGCUAAGACGCCCAGCACCCCCCACCCCCAAACCCAAGCACUCUCCAAGCAAGACGCUGCCGAAAUGGAAGAUCUCGACUCUCUCUUCAAGGACGAAUAGCAGCCCUGUGAGAGUAUUGGCCUUGUUGGUAAAGAGUGUUAUUUCGAGGGCUCUCUGAACUUUUGGAGCUCUCUUGGUCUCUGAACAGUUUUUGCUGACUCUUCCGAAAGGGGCACCAGGCAUCCAAACCCUAAUAUCUCUUAACUGUCAAGCCUUUUAUGUCUGGUUGUAUUCUGCCUAUUCAAAAUGUUUUGAUGAAGUUUUCUGCUUGUCCUUGUCCUACUUUUUUGUAAUGUCAGUCUGCUAUAGUUGCUACAUUUUUAUUGAUAUCUUUCGUCCUAGUGGCUGAAUUUAAAACCAUAUCGACUAUCACUGCCUUUCACAAUAAGAAAAUAAAAUGAAUGAGAAAUGCUA
Clupea harengus (Atlantic herring) is the source of this 2184-nucleotide messenger RNA. RefSeq names its product DNA primase subunit 2 (gene prim2). Lineage: Eukaryota; Metazoa; Chordata; Actinopteri; Clupeiformes; Clupeidae. The record is from RefSeq and is a predicted model, not a curated record. Gene Ontology annotation, cellular component: alpha DNA polymerase:primase complex. Gene Ontology annotation, biological process: DNA replication, synthesis of primer; DNA replication initiation.